Galendromus occidentalis (western predatory mite) is the source of this 1710-nucleotide messenger RNA. RefSeq names its product probable serine/threonine-protein kinase DDB_G0277449. NCBI's taxonomy places the organism in Eukaryota, Metazoa, Arthropoda, Arachnida, Mesostigmata, Phytoseiidae. The transcript is spliced from 9 exons. Gene Ontology annotation, biological process: peptidyl-serine phosphorylation; intracellular signal transduction. Gene Ontology annotation, molecular function: ATP binding; protein serine/threonine kinase activity. The record is from RefSeq and is a predicted model, not a curated record. The coding region runs from base 1 to 1710 and encodes 569 amino acids.
AUGAAGGCUUUCAAGAAAAACGCGGGCAUCUACUUGCGAAAAGGCCGGGAGAAAUUCACCAAUCUUUUGAGUGCGCGCAAUGCCGAAUCGAAUAUAUUCUACGAUCUGAGGAACCACCGAGAAUUGGACAUGGCUCGUAAGGUUCUAGACGCCUUCGUGAAAGAGAACCAGACAAGCGAUACCACGAUUUCACCCGCCCAGCGCUUCGUCAAGGACCAGGCUGUGGGUUUCGCGAAAUAUGUUCUGCAAGAAAUCGUGAAUGAGCACUUAACAGCGAAUAUACUCCGUGAAGGAAUCGAGAAUUUGUAUUUCCUCGGCCAUUAUUGGAAGUGCACUGAGGAAAUCGUGGCCAAGUGCUUAGGCUCGGACCUGUGUUACAUCGUAGACGGAUUGGGACCUUUGAUCGAAAUCGCGGAGCAACUCAGCCGACUUCCGUCGACCGAUUGGAUCGCUGUCUGUUUGUCGAUACGAGCCGAACUCAUCGCACCUUGCGGGGAAGUUGUCGAGCAAGCCUGCAUUCCUUCGAUAAAAUAUUUCUACUUCGAGAGAUUGCUCGGUGCCGGGGGUUUCGGCGCCGUGUACAAAGCUUUCGUGGGUGAAGCUGUGUGCUCGGUGAAAAUUGUGCCGAAAUCGAUGCUGCCAGACAUCGAGCAUGCCGUAGCCGACAAAGAAGUCGCUACAAUGGUCAACCAUCCGUGCCUGGUUCACUAUCACGCGACUUUCGCCACCGCAGAGGCUUUUGUGACGGUUAUGGAAUACAUCCGAGGAGUCGACGUCAUCCGAUUAGUUCACUUGAGUACUCGCUUGUCUGAGACCCUUGUUCGUCUGAUCCUGGCUCAGUUGGGCCUGGCCUUGUACCACUUGCACUACAAAGGCUUCGUGCACCGAGAUGUGAAGCCAGCGAAUAUGAUGAUCAUGGUCGGUUGUCGGGUCAAACUGAUAGACUUCGACACCGCGAAGGUGUGCAUUGGAAAAUAUGCGAAGCGCACGCUGACUACGUUUUUCGAUCGAACGGCAAGCGAAUUCAACGAUGGGGAAAUCGCCGGGACCAUUUACUACAUGGCUCCCGAAAUGUUGAAGAGUCUCGAUUACGGCAGAGCAGUAGAUUGGUGGUCGUUCGGAGUGACAGCCUACGUUCUCUCGAUGGGCAAGCUUCCAUUCUCGUUGAAGCCUUCAAUGAGUUUCGACGAACAAAAAUCCAUUCUCUGCAAGAUGUCGCACUCUUGGCCCAAAGGACUCCAAAUUUCAAAACAUUUCAAGUCUCUUGUCAAGCAAUGUCUCCAAAAAGAAUCGUCCGUGCGAUUCUGUUCGAGACAUUACUCCGACUUCCCGAAGCACCCAUUCUUCUGUGAGCUCGAUCUUCGGUGGGUGGAGACAAGUCCCGAAGUACUCAAAUUCGAUCCCAUAAAUUCAGUUGCCUUGGGAACAUUGACCUACGAUAUAUUGCCGCACAAUGACAGCCCCUGCGCUACGCCCACUGCGGAGAAGAAGUGUCAGACUCUGUUCCCGACGCCCGGUUUGACGGACACACAGGAGCAAGUGAAACUUUUCACGUAUCUUGCGCCUGGCUUUAAGAGAGCGUGUCAAAUGAUCCAGCGAGGUGAACUCCCGACUAGCGAAGUUAUACGGAUCACGCCUGAACUUGUAGAUUUCCAUGAAUCCGGCAACACAUUUUUCUUCACAUCUUUCACAGACAGUAAGAGUACUUAG